Messenger RNA from Caenorhabditis remanei, 1620 nucleotides. RefSeq lists its product as uncharacterized. Gene Ontology annotation, biological process: sodium-dependent phosphate transport. The record is from RefSeq and is a predicted model, not a curated record. Gene Ontology annotation, cellular component: membrane. The transcript is spliced from 11 exons. Bases 1 to 1620 code for a protein of 539 amino acids. Lineage: Eukaryota; Metazoa; Nematoda; Chromadorea; Rhabditida; Rhabditidae. Gene Ontology annotation, molecular function: sodium:phosphate symporter activity.
AUGGCGGGUGCAAGAGUAGGUGAUGAAACCGAACCACCAGCCCACAAGAAAAGUAUUAUCUCAUGGACAAGUACCCCCACACAACAUAAGGUGAAGUACUACAUAACAUGUAGUUUCCUCAUUUUUCUGAUACUCAUAGUCCUCUUCAUUUAUGUCUGUUCUUUGGCCAACAUGUCUACCGCAUUUGGAUUACUUGGGAGUAGAGGAUUAGGAAAGGCCAUACAGGAAUCACCACUGAUCAAUGAUCCAAUAUCUGCAGUUAUUGUGGGAAUGCUGGCUACUGUGGUUCUACAGUCAGCUACUACGACUACUAAUAUCUUAGUGACAAUGGUUGCUGCUAAUAUGAUCACUGUACAUGAUGCUAUUCCCGUUAUGAUUGGAAGUGAGCUCGGAUCUUCUCUGGUCAAUGCAAUGGUGUCAUUGGCUUAUUCCGGUAAACCUGAACAAUUCAGAAGAGCUUUCUCGGCUGCAAUACUUGGAGACGUUUUCAAUAUAUGUGGUCUUUUUGUUAUAUUUCCAAUGGAAAUGAUUACUGGAUUGAUUGAAAAAAUAUCCUGGUGGAUUGUAGACCCAUUGAUAUCUGAACAGGGACUCAGUUUCAAAACAUUGGAUUUAUUGACGGAUCCUAUUAAUCAAAUAAUCUUACAGAGAUGCAGUUUCAAUAAUGGAACUCGUAUUUACAACUGCCCAUACAAUCAUCUAUUUGCGAACACUUCUCUCUCGGACAAGAAUAUUGGAUGGAUUGUCUUGUUCAUUUCAAUUUUCUGUUUGGUUAUGUGCCUUGUAGGAAUAGUUUAUCUGAUACAGAAGUUGCUGGACGGUCAUGCUGCGAACUAUGUGAGAAACCUACUUUCCAAGCAGUGUCCCGGAAUGUGGAAACCGUGUACAGGCUACCUUGUGAUGCUUGUGGGACUUGUCGUGACUAUUCUGAUUCAAUCAAACAGCAUAUUCUCGUCUUCUCUGACACCUUUGGUCGGAAGCGGUGUUGUGACAUUAGAACAAAUGUAUCCAUUGGUUCUGGGAAGUAAUAUUGGAACUACAUUCAGUGGAGUACUUGCUGCUUUCUCAACAGAUCCUUCACGAUUUGAAAAAGCGUUGCAUAUGGCUAUGUGCCAAGUCAUUUAUAACAUCAUCGGAACCUGUUUGUUCUACAUUGUGCCAUGCACCAGAAAAUUUCCUGUCUAUCUUUCUAUAAAACUGGGAGAUAUUACAGAUAAAUAUCGCUGGUUCAUAGUGGUAUUCAUCAUUACAUUUUUCCUCAUCAUUCCAUUUACUAUUAUUGGGUUAACUCUACUACCAGACAACGUGAUUGUUAUUGUGUUCAUCAUUCUGCUAGUCAUAGCAAUAAUUUGUUGCUUUAUCUGUGUACUACAGAAUAGUUGCAUAGAAUUCCUUCCAAAAUUCUUACAUAACUGGGACUUCCUUCCAAUAUGGAUGAGAUCGCUUAAGUACUACGAUCCACUUAUGUCAAAGAUUUUCAACAGUUUGCCAUGGAUUGGAGGAUUCUUCAGAAACGGAGGAGCGUAUAAGAAACGUACAGAAAAUAAAGAAAUAACAGAAGAAGAUAUUGAGAAAAAGGUUCAAAAACUGGUUCAACUUAGCGGGCAAACUCAAGUUUAG